Melanotaenia boesemani (Boeseman's rainbowfish) is the source of this 5925-nucleotide messenger RNA. RefSeq names its product unc-5 netrin receptor B (gene unc5b). Bases 646 to 3447 code for a protein of 933 amino acids. The transcript is spliced from 16 exons. Gene Ontology annotation, molecular function: protein binding; netrin receptor activity. Lineage: Eukaryota; Metazoa; Chordata; Actinopteri; Atheriniformes; Melanotaeniidae. The record is from RefSeq and is a predicted model, not a curated record. Gene Ontology annotation, biological process: anterior/posterior axon guidance; netrin-activated signaling pathway. Gene Ontology annotation, cellular component: membrane.
UAUAUGAUUGGCCAGGCGGGGACUGGUAGUCCAGAGGUUGGCACUGAGGCUGGCGCUGCUCCCCGUGUUCAUGUUUACACCUUGCGGACGGGUACGAGAGAAGAUUCCCGGGGCCCCAAAACAAACUCGGGAGUAAAGUAACUGUUUCUCGCUGCUAUAUGACAGCAUUAAUCCGUGGCGCUUUCCUCUUUGAUUAUGACCACAAAGAAACUUUUUUUUUCUUUGCUGUGAACUGGAUCCACUCGUUUGAUUUAAUUUCUCUACAGCGCAGCAAUGCGUCAAACUUUGUGGUGACUAUCUUUACACCUCUGCGCUCACGGCUGGCAGUCAAGUAGAAAACAGCUGGGAAUCAGGUCAACCUGGAAUUGUGUAGGCAAAUGAUUUUUUUGCAAGGCUGUCAUAUUUAAGGACCUCUAAAAACUUUGCCAACGGAAAUAACGCUCCUUCGGUCUUUUUCAUUUCCCCGCUGGUUGGUGAUGGAUGUGUUUUGAGAACUACUGUUUGCACCAGACCAACCAUUUAUCAAAACUACGGCUCACUCAUCUUUUCCAGUUUCUCGACUCUUUCAACCACCCCGUGGCGAAGACUGUGGAGAUCCUUGGCGUGGACACCCUUACACGUUUCGCAACGGCGUAGCCGAAAAAGAUGCGCUCUCUUCGGGUGCAGCGUGGCCAAGAUCUCGGUCUGCUGGUUCUUCUCCUCUUGCUCGGGGGACAUGUGUUUGGCACUGAAAGUGACUACAGCGAGACAGAGGUUCUCCCUGACUCAUUCCCAUCAGCACCAGCAGAGCCCCUCCCAGAAUUCCUGCUGGAACCAGAGGAUGCUUUCAUCGUAAAAAACCGCCCAGUUCAGCUGCGGUGUCGAGCGUCACCAGCCACCCAAAUCUACUUCAAAUGUAACGGAGAAUGGGUCAAUCAGAACGAUCACAUCACCAGAGAAAGCCUAGACCAGAUCACAGGUCUGGUAGUGCGGGAAGUAGACAUCUCAGUGUCGAGGACCCAGGUGGAGGAGCUGUUUGGACUCGAGGACUACUGGUGCCAGUGUGUGGCCUGGAGUUCAGCCGGCACCACCAAGAGCAACCGUGCCUAUGUUCGCAUUGCAUACUUGAGAAAGAACUUUGAGCAGGAGCCUCUGGGGAGGGAGGUACGACUCGAGCAGGAGGUGCUGCUGCAGUGUCGGCCCCCAGAGGGCAUGCCUGCCGCUGAGGUGGACUGGCUGAAGAAUGAGGAUGUUAUAGAUCCGUCGCAGGACUCCAACUUCCUGAUCACCAUUGAUCAUGAUCUGAUCAUCAAGCAGGCCAGACUCUCAGACACAGCUAACUACACGUGCGUGGCUCGAAACGUGGUGGCCAAAAGACGCAGCAGCACAGCAACUCUAAUUGUUUAUGUGAGUGGAGGCUGGUCUUCUUGGACUGAAUGGUCAGAGUGUAACGCCCAGUGUGGGCGGGGCUGGCAGCGUCGAACUCGGAGCUGCACCAAUCCCGCCCCUCUGAAUGGAGGAGCCUUCUGUGAGGGCCCACCAGUGCAGAGAGUAACCUGCACCACACUGUGCCCAGUGGACGGAGGCUGGACAGAGUGGGCAAAGUGGUCCGCCUGCGGGACUGAGUGCACCCACUGGCGCAGCCGUGAGUGUCAAGCCCCCCCACCCAUCAAUGGAGGAAAGCACUGCAGCGGCAGCAUGAUGGAGAGCAAAAAUUGCACUGAGGGGCUGUGUGCAAGAACCAUGGCUCAAGGUAUGGGUGUAGCAGUCUACACUGGUUUGGUGGUGGCUUUGUUGCUGAGUGUGGUCAUGGCACUGUGCGUGGGAGUGCUGGCAUAUCGCCGCCGAUGUCGCCAUCUCCACGGAGACAUAACCGAUUCUUCAUCUGCUCUCACGGCUGCGUUCCACCCAGGCAACUACAAGCCUCCCAGACAGGAUAACCCACACCCCCUGCAUCCCUCAGCUCCUCCUGAUCUGACAGCCACAGCAGGCACUUUCCGAGGGCCACUCUUCUCCUUGCAGCAAGGGGUCAACGACAGCCCCCACAAAAUUCCUAUGACCACCUCUCCCUUGCUGGACCCUAUUCCCAGCCUGAAAAUCAAGGUGUACAACUCCUCCACUCUUUCCUCUCUGGAGCUCCCAGCUGACAUUGGUUCAGGUGAUGGAGAGAUCCUCAGCCUGAAAUCGGUGGGGACUGUUUGUAGAGAACGGGAGUUUCACAGCCACACUCUGUCCAGAGAGCCAGGGUUGAGCACUAGUGCCACCCUGGGAAACCUGGGAGGACGCCUUACCAUCCCCAAUACAGGUGUGAGUUUGUUGGUCCCGCCUGGCACAAUCCCCCAGGGGAAGUUUUAUGAGAUGUACCUCAUUAUUAACAAGUGGGACAAAACAACGUUACCAUCUGAGGGCAGUCAGACCGUACUUAGUCCCGUGGUGAGCUGUGGCCCUUCUGGUAUGCUACUGAAUCGACCUGUGGUCCUUACUAUGCCCCACUGUGCCCAGCUAGACACUCCUACACCUGACUGGACCCUUACACUCAAAACACAAACACACCAAGGUGCUUGGGAGGAGGUACUGACAGUAGGAGAAGAGACUUUGUCAUCACCGUGCUACCUGCAGCUAGAGGAGGAAUGUUGUCACAUCCUUAUGGAGCAGCUGGGAACGUACGGCCUCGUAGGCCAGUCCUGCCCUCCACAACCUGCCUGCAAACGCCUGCAGCUGGCUCUGUUUGCCCCUCGAGCACCAUGUCUCUCUCUGGACUACAGUCUCCGGAUCUACUGUAUCCAUGACACUCCACAUGCACUCAAGGAGGUGCUGGACUUGGAGAGGAGUCUUGGUGGAGUUUUACUAGAAGAUCCCAAGCCACUGCUCUUCAAGGAUAGCUACCACAAUCUUCGCCUGUCCAUCCACGACAUCCCUCACACUUACUGGAGAAGCAAACUUUUGGCCAAGUACCAGGAAAUACCUUUCUACCACAUUUGGAGUGGUAGUCAGAGACCCCUCCAUUGCACCUUCAGCCUGGAGCGAGGCAGCCUGGCUGUGUCACAGCUCGCCUGCAAGAUCUGUGUCCGGCAGGUGGAAGGGGAGGGACAGAUAUUCCAGCUGCAUACAGAUAUCCAGGAGACUCAACCACCACACUCGCCUCUUCCCUCGGGAGGUACCUGCCUACCUUCUUCUCAAGUGGGACCCUACGCCUUUCGCCUGCCUGAAUCCAUCCGCCAGAAAAUCUGUGCCAGUUUGGAUGUGCCCAGUGCCCGAGGGUGUGACUGGAGAUUACUGGCUCGCAGUCUGGGCUUUGACAGGUAUUUGAACUACUUUGCCACAAAGCCAAGCCCCACAGGUGUUCUACUGGACUUAUGGGAAGCAUGUCACCAAGGUGACGCAGACCUGGUCUCUCUGGCAACCGCGCUGGAGGAGAUGGGCAAAAGUGAGGUGCUAGUUGUCAUGACAACAGAUGGGGAUUGUUGAUUGGGCAAGGAACAAAUGAGCAAGCAAGACAUUUUUCUUUCCAUCAUUGGAUGAAAAUGAGAAUACCUGCCUAUGAAUAUGCACAUGCUGACACAAAUCUUUAAUCCACAGAGCAUUUGGGUUGUUUAACACAUACCCUCUGUACUCCUCUGCCUCACCUCUUGUUUUGCUAAUCCAUGAUGGACAACUGUAGCUACAUAUCAACCAUAACCCAUUCCCAUGCGGACCACUCCACUCCUAACUUGAUUCAGCUUGAAAUUUCAGAAGUAAUGCUGCAUCCGAAAGAUGGAAAACUAGUUAGAGUGUACCAAGGCGUAAAACUGGUGUAAAGUCAUCUGACAAAUGUGAUGUCAACUGUCUUUGAUUUCUGAAAAAGAAAUUAUUCUUGAUUACUGACAACAAUGCUUUGGGAAAAACAGUCAUCUAUGUAUUCAACACUCACAAUAACACCAUUCCUAACAUGAAAUUGCCCAUAUUUCCAUAGCAGCUUAAAACUGUAUAAUUUAACAUCUCGCCUCAUGGCAGUGGCUUUCUUUCUUUUUUCCUUUGCAUGGAAUGAGAGGCAGCACCUACCUGCCUGUAAUCUCCUGAGGCUGCACACACACUCCAAGACACACAUGGACAAAGUGGUCAUUAAUCAGCUCUGAGACACACGGACAAGGAUUACUUGUCUAACUGCUUCGUAAAAAGAUCAAACCCUCCAGGUUUGAGUCAUAUCGCUUCUGGCUGGAGAAAAGCUGCCUCUUCUUUCUGGUGGGAGAUUGAAUUGCAAAGUUAGUUUCAGAAUUGGCAGAUAACUUGACUGACUCUUUAUAUUGUACCAACAAAUGCCUCAAAGCUUUGGCAUAUCAUUCUGACUCACAGGGGUGUUUCUCUUUCAUCUCUCCUUGCAUUCCUCUAUCGCUCUGCCACACUCCUAUCUGCUGAGAAUAAACUGCAUCAUCCCUUAAAAGUUUCCUUUGGGGAACGCUCUUUAAUUUAUUAUCCAUAUUUGUGGAUUGCUUUUUCAUUGUCAUGAACAUUAUGAUCAUAUAGAGCCAAUUUUAUCCUUUGUGCUUGUUUGUGUAGGCUACUGAGCUGCUUUUUUUUUUUUCAUCCUAGUAGAGUGAGGCAAAUGGGAAAUUUAGGCGCACAGUUGAUGUCUUUGUUGUGAGUAACAAAACCAUUUUUUAUUUUUAUGUUGUUUUUUUUACAUUGUGCAUCUAUUGAAAAUGUAAAAAAUAAGAUGUAAUACUCAAUUAGAGAUGAUCCCGGUGAAUUUAUUGAAAGUUUAAUCAUGGAGGCAUUUUGCUUUACUGUAACUUAAAAACAGUUCCCACUGUUAAGUGAUAACUAUUGAAUAAAUUUGCCUUAUUUUGAGACAGUUGUGCAGCAAGGGACCAUAUACAGAAAUGUACCUCAACACAAACUGAAUUAUAGUUUAAUUAGUUGAUGACACAUGUAACUAUGCCAUGCCUCUUUUUACUCAGAUUGAAAUAUAGUGUUGAUCUUCUUCCUAAGCUGCCUGCUUUGUGAUCAGGGUCCUCAAGCUGUUUGCAUUAUCACUGUUGUCAGAUAGGAACUGAAAUUCUGUCAUUGCAGCAUCAUCAUCAUUUCUAUUCUGUUAUUGAGUCUUUUUUCCCCCAAAGCAAAAGAAAAAAAAGUGUUCACAUCUUUAAAUGACAAAAACCAAAACACUGGCAGUAUCCCACCUCUUCAGCAGUGAGUCAUGUCACUGUUUUGUGUGAAUGAACUGAGCAUUUGUGCGCAUAUGUGUGUGUGUGUGUGUGUGUGUGAAUGGGUAUGUGUGGGCAGGUGGGUGUGCACAUACAACAUGUGCACAUUCUUAAGAUCUGUCAUUUCUCUGUGUAAGUGCUAUGCAAGUACAAAGGAAAAGUGAAGCAUUUCCACUUCUUUUGUUUCUUGGAAGAGUAACUCUAUUUUUACAGAUAAGGACAUUGACAGGGUUUUGAUUUUGUAUCCUAAAGUGGUUUAACACACCUGGAGAUGUUUGUCUGUGUUGGAAGUCUCCAUCUGGACUGGGAAACUUGGAUCACUGUCCGUGGAAGCUAAAGGAGUCAAAAGCUUCAGCACAUGUUGUGACUAACAUUGUGAACUUGUACCCUGCAGGUCUUUGCCAUGAAGAAAUACCUAAACACAACCAGUUCGGUGCUUUGGAUGCCUGAACACUUCUCUAACUUCUUUUUACAGAGACUGGCUAGCUUUAGAUUACAGUGUUUAUUCAUACAGUUCACUUCAGUGUCCACUGGAUUUUUGGCCAUAUUGCUGGAAAACUUAUGCUGGAGCUGUACUGGAUUUGAACUUGCUCCCUUCAAAGAGAUAAACUCAGCCUUUGUUCAAGAAGUCAGACAUUUUUACAGAAAACAAAAUGGAUUCAGUGACAUUAUUUUGUCUCUGUCAAGUACCAAUUGUAAAUAAAUGUCUAGCCUUCUUACCUGUAACUAAAUAUAAUUUUUAUGCAAUAAAUUAUAUUUCUUA